This is a messenger RNA of Penaeus indicus, 822 nucleotides long. Its product is annotated as protein disabled-like. Bases 1 to 822 code for a protein of 273 amino acids. The record is from RefSeq and is a predicted model, not a curated record. Gene Ontology annotation, cellular component: cytoplasm. Lineage: Eukaryota; Metazoa; Arthropoda; Malacostraca; Decapoda; Penaeidae. The transcript is spliced from 6 exons.
AUGAACCGCCAGGGCGGCUCGGAGAAGAACGACCCGCACCGCUUCGUGGAGGGCAUGAGCUUCAAGGGCAAGCUGAUCGGCGUGCUGGAGGUGUCGGAGGCGCGGGGCGACCGCAUGUGCCAGGACGCGCUGGCCGAGCUCAAGAUGGCCGUGCGCGCCGCGGGGGAGCACAAGCAGCGCAUCCUCAUCAGCGUCGCCAUGGAUGGGAUCCGCCUGCGCGACGAGAGAUCCAGCGUAAGGACCACACCCACGGGGGACUGCCUCUACCAUCACCCUGUCCACAAGAUCUCCUUCAUUGCCCAAGACAUGACGGACAGCCGGGCUUUCGGCUACAUUUUUGGUUCGCCCGACGCAGGACACAAGUUCUUUGGCAUCAAGACAGAGAAGGCGGCUAGCCAGGUGGUCAUCGCCAUGCGCGAUCUGUUCCAGGUUGUAUUUGAGCUGAAGAAGAAGGAAAUAGAGAAGGCGCGGUCGCAACUGGAGGGGGGUCGGGACAGAGGAGAAUCCAGGGACUCUUCGUUUGGCGCACUGUUUGGCAGCAAUGGGGACAGCGGAAUAGUGAGUGCCAGUCUGACCAGUGGGGCCGGGGGGGCUAUUGCUGACUUGCUAGACCUUCAAAGUGAACUGAGCUCCCUUCAGAAGGGGCUCUCGGAAAUCAGCCAGCAGCGUGCUCAACAGAACCAGAAGGUAUUGCUGGUGUGGCAACGCUGCAGGAGGCAUGGUAGAGAGAGGAGGAGGAGGCUCAUGCAGAAUACUAUAGGAAGGAUAGCACAAGCUGGAGAUAUAACAAGAGCUGAUCUCUUUUUGCAAGGUCUUGGUUAA